Messenger RNA from Linum tenue, 1793 nucleotides. The record is from the annotation of a GenBank genome assembly. NCBI's taxonomy places the organism in Eukaryota, Viridiplantae, Streptophyta, Magnoliopsida, Malpighiales, Linaceae.
GUGAGUGAGGUGGAGCCGCCCGGCGGGCAGCACCUGAGGACCGGGUACGUGUUCUACGGGUUCGGGUACGAUUCGGUGAACGAUGAUUAUAAGCUGGUGAGGAUGGCGACGUUCGUCGGGGAUGAGAAUGCGUGCGAUACUUACAAUUACGAUUACGAGGUGAAGGUUUAUAGCUUUAGGAGCAACUCGUGGAAGAAGAUUAUGGAUGUCCCGUUUUAUAUCCGGUUCUUGCAUAAGCCCCUGCAUCAGGUUUUGCAUAGGAGAGGGUAUGGUGUGCUUGUUGGUUCAGCUCUGCAUUGGGUGCUGCCUCAGAGGGCGAUGCUGGGUUUGAAGAAUUAUAUUGUCUCGUUCGAUUUCGUUGCUGAGAAGUUCGAUGAAGUGACUCAGCCGGAGUAUGAGAAUAAGGAUCUGAGCUACCAAGUUGAUGUGGGGGUUCUGGAAGGGAAUCUGUGUGUGAUGUGUAACUACGAGCAUGUAUGCGUCGACCUCUGGGUGAUGAAGGAGUACGGAGUGAAGGAGUCUUGGUCUCGGAUGUUCUCGGUGCAGAAGAUUAGGAAUACUACUACAUUUGGGUUUUUGAGGCCUUUGAUUAUUGCUAAGGAUGGUAAUGAACUGCUAUUGGAAGUGAACGACGAGAAGCUUGUAUGGUAUGAUUGGAAGACUGGGAAAGCUAGAAGUGUGAGGAUUCGUGAUGGGCCGAAAUCUUUUGGUGCUGUAAUGUAUGUGGAGAGUCUUAUUCCAGUUGAUGAUCCUGAUGAAGUCGAGCGGCAGCGACGGUUAAGGGAGGAUGCCGAGAGGGAGAAGUUGAGAUCCGAAAAUAACUAUGGCGAGCUAUCCGCGGAGAAACAUGGCAUCACAAAGUCCAUGUGACGCCAUGACAAGGGAAGCCGAGGCAUGUGGAGGAAAACCUACAUCUUCCCUCAGCCCUCAGCAAGUUAAGGAUGUGGUCUCUGGUUGGGAAGGUUUCAGCCUUGGGCAAAGCAUCAUUUGCCUGAAAUGUACUAGGAUUCCUGAGAGAUAUCUUUGUCAUGUUUCUUAGGAAGAAGAAAGAGCUUGUAGAAAGGAAAGGGAUCAUCUGUAGACUACCUUGCACCGAUCAAACAACCAAAACAAAAGCUAAAGAAUAAGAAAGCAGAAAGUGAAAGCGACCCAGAAAACAAAUAAAGGAAAGCAACAGAAAACAAAAGAGGUUGCUUACUGUACAUGCAUUGCAGGUUCAUACCCGACGGCGAUGAGAAAGGUGCAGCUGUAUUACCUUUUACUCCAUUUGUACCUGACUGAAGCUUGAUAAGAGGGGAAGUAGAGAAGAGUUGUAUGCAGGUUGCUGCUUGGUUACUGCAUGUGCUUCUUCUGCUUACUUUCUCUGAUGUAAGUGAUGGCUGUGUAUAUUAUGUAUUAUUGCUGAAGUCUCUAUUGUGUGUUGUAUCCUUUGCUGCAACUUACCUUGACAUCAGUGUACUGCUGUGAGUUUGACACAUAAAUAGUCUGUUUGUAUCUUCUUGCUUGGUUAUGCUGCUGUAAUCUGGAUCGGAUUGCCUUGUAUCAAGUUCUCACAGAUGUAUAAUUGUACUACUGAGUGGUUUACAUGGCCAGUCUUUAUAUCAGCCACUGCUGUAGAAAGUAGAUCAUUUGGUAGUGACAAUACCGGGGAGAGUAUCUCAAUAUUCAUACAGUAUUUUGCUUUGUAGUCGAACCCAAAACAUGUCAGCUUCGUAGGUCUGUUGUCUUACGAUGCAGAGUUGUGGCGAAUGGUCUCGUUUUGUCGUGUGAAUCUGCAUUCUUACACAUUGCCU